AUUGAUCAUGACCCUCCGUAGUCGAAUUCCCCUUUAACCAUUAUGAGACGAAACUGUAGUACAUGCAGUCGUUGGUCUCGAAACACCAAGAGGACAAGGAUUCACGGGACAAGGGCAAUCACGCCUGGUAGUCACUACAUAAUCAAGACCUGCCCAUUUGCUGCCACUGCCCAAGAUGUCAAAUAAGGAUGUUUUCGAUCGUCCUACCACCACAGACAUCACAGGAGUAGGUCGACCAGAUGAUGGCACAGCGGCAACCACAGAAGUCGAUUCGGACGAAACGCAAGAGCUAAUUUACAAGAAAAAAUUGGAAAACAAACUGCGACUCAAGGUCGACUUGCGCUUAUGCACAAUUGCCGGUAUCCUGUGCAGUCUCAAUCUGCUGGACUCGGGCAUCAUCUCCUCCGCUUCCGUGACGACAAUGCUCAAAGAUCUAGAGCUGGAGGGCACUCGAUACUCGGUUUCAAUAUUCAUCUUCACAAUAGCGAGUGUCGUCUUUCAGCUCCCAUCAACAAUUGCAGUGCGUCUAACAGGUCCUCGAAUCUGGUUCGCUUUCAUCACGUUCUGCUUUGGUCUUAUCACUCUCUGUACUGCGUUCGUCCAAACAUGGCGGCAGAUGAUUGCUCUGCGCGUCCUUCUGGGCAUGUCCAUGUCUGGCAUAUAUCCAGGUUUGACAUACCUGAUCAGCGCAUGGUACACGAGACGUGAGCAGCAGUUGCGCUUCGCGUUUCUUCAAUCCGGCGAAGUCAUUGUCCUUGCGACUGGCAGUAUCGUCAACUACGGACUCAACCACCUAGACGGCAGAUCAGGACUACCUGGAUGGCGAUGGAUGUUUCUCGUCCAAGGUUUAGUUACCUGCACAAUUGGGAUCAUCACGUACUGGUGGAUGGUCGACUUUCCAGAGAACGCCCAAAAGAGCUUCUACUUCCUCUCGGAGUCAGAGACACGCCUCGCUACGCAAAGGAUCAAAGAUGACAGGGACGAUCUCAUCCCUGAACCAUUCUCAUGGUCUAAUAUCUUGGUUCACUUCAAUGAUCUGAAACUUUACGGCUUUUGCUGUAUGUUCUUCUUACUGAACCUGGUUUCCACUUCGCUAGCAUACUUCCUGCCGAUCAUUCUACAAUCAGGCAUGGGAUUCUCAGCCAAUGCAUCUAUCAUCUUAUCAGCACCGCCAUACUACUACGCCGUCCUACCCGUCCUCUUCACCUCCCUCAUCGGCGACAGAUACCACAUCCGCAGUCCCCUCAUCGUCCUCAACGCCCUCUUCCUCAUCGCCGGCUUCCUAAUGUUCGGCCUCCCCGUCUCGACACAAGUCACGGUACGAUUCAUCGGCACUUUCCUCGCCACAGGCGCAUACGUCUCUAACUGGGCCGCCCUAAAUGCCUACCAAGCCAACAAUAUCGUUGGUCAAUGGAAACGCGUCACUGUCGCUGCGGCCGUGACGGCGUGUAAUGGCCUGGGGGGUAUCGCGGGAAGUUUCAUCGUGAGAGAGCAGGAAGCUCCGCAGUAUCAGACUGCGGUGUGGGUUUGUAUUGGGUCCCAUAUCUUAAUGAUUGCUAUAGUAGCGUGUUUUACAGUCUACUUCUAUAUCUCAAAUGGAAAGCAACGGCGGGGGAAAGUGAUCUUGGAGGGUGUGCCUGGGUUUAGGUAUACGUAUUGAGUACAGCACGGGGGGUUUUGAACAUCGUUGAUGUUGUAGUGGUUACUGCGGACUGUGGAAGAAUUACAUGUGAUGAAAUAGGCUAUGAUUUAUAUCAAAUUAAUCUUUUAAUAAAUAAUGUAUCGGCAGAUAGAUAUAUUAACGUCGGGGUUACGUGCAU
Paecilomyces variotii is the source of this 1820-nucleotide messenger RNA. Its product is annotated as permease of the major facilitator superfamily. Gene Ontology annotation, molecular function: transmembrane transporter activity. Bases 176 to 1660 code for a protein of 494 amino acids. Gene Ontology annotation, biological process: transmembrane transport. The record is from RefSeq and is a predicted model, not a curated record. Lineage: Eukaryota; Fungi; Ascomycota; Eurotiomycetes; Eurotiales; Thermoascaceae. Gene Ontology annotation, cellular component: membrane. The transcript has 5 exons.